Carassius gibelio (silver crucian carp) is the source of this 1013-nucleotide messenger RNA. It is a transcript of the gene mdfic2, whose product is annotated as MyoD family inhibitor domain containing 2. The transcript has 4 exons. Lineage: Eukaryota; Metazoa; Chordata; Actinopteri; Cypriniformes; Cyprinidae. Bases 286 to 792 code for a protein of 168 amino acids. The record is from RefSeq and is a predicted model, not a curated record.
GUGACGACUAGCGGGAGGGUGAGAGAAACGAAAUCCUCCCUUCUGCUUUGAUGACAGUAUGCUUUCUGUAAUCUUCAAUCUCACCAACUUUCUUUGUAACUAAUCAUUUGUAAAAAAAAAAAAAAAAAGCGACGCACAGCUUUAUCUGCUGAAGUGCGAAAGGAUUUUUUUAGUGUGUUGCUGAAGGCGUGUCGUGCAUCUGUGUUAUUAUGCUUAAAUCUCUCAUGUGAUGUCUUGAUAUUCCCGCCACUAAGAUAACUGUAACGUUAUAUCAAUGUAAGACAGAUGGCUGGACAAAACUCGGAAAUCGAGCUUGAUUUGAUCAAAACUGGGGAGAGAAGCACGUUGGUAAAAGCUGUAACGGAGGCAUCCAGCACAGCACCUAGGAGGCUCUCGCCAAUUCCUGAGCUGGAUCUCUGGGAGAAAGAAGCCGAAACGGACUCUACAGAAUUCACAUACUCCUUAUGCUCAGUGGACAGAUACAGCACUGCCUCCUCCUCCACCAGCUCCCUAUCUGACUCCCAGGAGAGAGGAGAACUCUGUGCCGGGAUUGUGCUGAAUUGUCUCUUCUGCCGAUUCUACGACUUGUUCCUCAUGCUACCUGAAACAUUGGAGCGAGCUGCUCACUCCAUCUGCCCUGCCUACAUGCUUUUCUCACCACCCGCAGAACCUUCACAUAAUAACAGCUGGAACUGCAGUUGUGAUUUUGACUGUGGCCUUACAGACGCCUGCCACGAAACAGGGGAAUGUCUUGAACUAGUGAUGGAAAUUUCUGAGGUUUGCUAUCACUGAGGUCCCUGCAAAACUGAAGAUAUUGCUUUUUUGGGAGAAAACCUUUCAAUUCCACAUCACUUUGAAAUAAAGUGUCUAUGCCACUUUGAAAAAAAAUGGUCUAUGCCAAAGCAAGCUACAGAAGUAAAUGUUAAUUUGGACCUACAGUAUCAUAAUCAAAAUAAGUCUUGGAAAAUAAAUGUUAACAUGACAUUAAAGGGGUGAUAUGAUGCGAUUUCAAA